UUGCUUUUACCCUUUUUCUUCUUUAUAAUUUUGUUUCACGAUGAUCGUUCUUCUUCGAUUUUACUAUAAUUGAGAUUUUUGAGACAGAGCAGUCUAGUGUUGUAAGUAUUUUAUCAACACGUCUCCUUCCCUUCCAAGCUCUCAAUAUCCCUUUUUUUAAGAUAUUCAACCACUGAUUUCGUCUAUUGAUGCGAUUGGUUAUUAUUUUGAAAAAUGGCACUGAAGAAUCCAGGUGACAGUAGAACAAGGAGUUGGGUUCAAAUAUUUAUCGUUUUUGGAUUAUGCUGUUUUUUCUACAUAUUAGGAGCUUGGCAAAGAAGUGGUUUCGGUAAAGGGGAUAGCAUAGCUUUAGAGAUAACUAAACACGGUGCCGAUUGCAAUAUAAUUCCUUCCUUGAACUUCGAAACCCAUCACGCCGGCGAUGUUGGCAACGCCGAUGAAUCUGAAAAGCCCAAAUCUUUUAAGCCAUGCCCUCCUCGUUACGUCGAUUACACGCCUUGCCAAGAUCAGAAGCGUGCCAUGACUUUCCCAAGGGACAACAUGGUGUACCGCGAGAGGCAUUGCCCCGGGGAGGAAGAAAAAUUGCAUUGUCUUGUUCCGGCACCGGAAGGAUACGUAACCCCGUUUCCUUGGCCCAAGAGUCGGGAUUAUGUGCCUUAUGCUAAUGCUCCCUAUAAGGCCUUGACGGUUGAGAAGGCGAUUCAGAAUUGGAUCCAAUAUGAGGGUAAUGUGUUUAGGUUCCCUGGUGGAGGAACGCAGUUCCCACAAGGGGCGGAUAAGUACAUCGAUCAGCUCACCGACGUGAUUCCGAUUACUAACGGGACGGUUAGGACCGCACUCGAUACCGGUUGUGGGGUUGCAAGUUGGGGGGCAUACCUUUGGAGUAGGAAUGUCCUUACCAUGUCAUUUGCACCAAGAGAUUCGCAUGAAGCACAGGUUCAAUUUUCUCUUGAAAGAGGUGUACCUGCUGUUAUUGGUGUCCUUGGGACUAUAAAGAUGCCAUAUCCAUCUAGAGCUUUUGAUAUGGCUCACUGUUCUCGUUGCUUGAUUCCAUGGGGAGCAAAUGAUGGGAUGUAUCUGAAGGAGGUUGAUCGUGUUCUUAGACCAGGUGGUUACUGGAUACUUUCAGGUCCACCAAUCAAUUGGAGGAACAAUUACAAAGCAUGGCAGCGUCCCAAGGAGGAACUUGAGGAGGAACAACAAAGGAUUGAGGAUGCCGCCAAACUCCUUUGCUGGGAAAAGAAGCAUGAGAAGGGUGAAAUCGCCAUUUGGCAAAAGAGAGUUAAUGACGGUUCUUGCCGCGGUAGACAAGAUGAUUCUCAAGUUAAUUUCUGCAAAGCCGGAGAGGCUAAUGAUGUCUGGUACAAGAAGAUGGAUGAGUGCAUUACUCCGUAUCCAGAUGUUAGUAGUCCCGAUGAAGUUGCUGGAGGGGAACUGAAGCCGUUCCCAGAGAGGCUAUAUGCUGUCCCUCCUAGGAUUGCUAGUGGAAGUGUACCUGGAGUUUCUGUUGAGACUUAUCAAGAGGACAAUAAUAUUUGGAAGAAACAUGUUAGUGCCUAUAAGAAAAUCAAUCGACUUAUAGACUCCGGGAGGUAUCGUAAUAUUUUGGAUAUGAAUGCUGGGAUGGGAGGAUUUGCAGCAGCUCUCGACUCUCCGAAAUUGUGGGUUAUGAAUGUGAUGCCAUCAGUAGCAGAGAAAGAGACCCUGGGUGUGAUAUAUGAGCGAGGAUUAAUUGGCAUAUAUCAUGACUGGUGUGAGGCUUUCUCCACAUACCCAAGGACAUAUGAUCUCAUACACGCACAUGGUCUAUUCAGUUUGUACAAGGACAAAUGUAAUAUAGAGGACAUUCUAUUGGAGAUGGACCGGAUUCUGCGUCCGGAAGGCGCAGUUAUAUUCCGUGAUGAAGUUGACGUUCUAAUUAAAGUGAAGAAGAUAACAGCAGGGAUGAGGUGGGACACUAAGAUGGUAGACCAUGAAGAUGGUCCCUUGGUCCCUGAGAAGGUAUUGGUUGCCGUUAAGCAAUACUGGACAGUAGGGGGAAACACGACAUACGUGGAGUGAGCGGAAGAGGAUGGUAAACUUAAACAGUGGCAAUGCACUCAUACAAGUAAGUUGGUGGCGUGAAUUUAUGAUUUCCGGUCUGAAUUUUUUUGCGAGCAGGGUAGUUUCAGUGUAGGAGGCUGAACUAUGGGAUCAGCCUGUGUUCAUUUGUAUUAAUUUAUUUACAGACAGCUAUGAAAGCUAUAACUCCAAAGUUCUAUGAUUCUUGAAUUAAUCCGGUUUUUUGUCAUAAUCAAAUUACCUCCUUUAAAUUUA
Messenger RNA from Hibiscus syriacus, 2316 nucleotides. RefSeq names its product probable methyltransferase PMT2. Lineage: Eukaryota; Viridiplantae; Streptophyta; Magnoliopsida; Malvales; Malvaceae. The transcript is spliced from 7 exons. Gene Ontology annotation, cellular component: cytoplasm; endosome; trans-Golgi network. The record is from RefSeq and is a predicted model, not a curated record. Bases 214 to 2061 code for a protein of 615 amino acids. Gene Ontology annotation, molecular function: methyltransferase activity.